Messenger RNA from Anopheles bellator, 484 nucleotides. Its product is annotated as zinc carboxypeptidase A 1-like. Lineage: Eukaryota; Metazoa; Arthropoda; Insecta; Diptera; Culicidae. Gene Ontology annotation, molecular function: metallocarboxypeptidase activity; zinc ion binding. The transcript has 3 exons. The annotation marks the transcript as partial. Gene Ontology annotation, biological process: proteolysis. The record is from RefSeq and is a predicted model, not a curated record.
AUGAUCCUAAAGUCUGUUGUGUUGCUCGUUUGCCUUGGAGCAGGAUUGCUCCAGGCAGAGCCUGUUCGUUUCGAUAAUUAUCGAGUGUAUGAAAUAUCCAUCGGCACCCAGAAACAACUCGAAACCUUCCAGUAUAUGGAGCGUUAUCCGGAUGGAUACAUCUUUUGGGAAUCUCCAGUGCAAACGAACAUGAACAUCAAUUUGGUUGUUCCUCCGCAUAAAGUGGCCGAGUUCGAAGAACUGAAACAGCAUCUCGAUUUCGAGAGCCGGCUGAGGAUCGAGAACGUGCAGAAGCUCAUUGACGAAGAAAGUCCCCAAAAGUCUAGGCGCGCAUUCGAUUGGGCAGGCUAUCACACUAUGGAAGAAAUGUACAUCUGGAUCAACGAUCUGGUGACUACGUAUCCGACCAUCCUCUCGGUGGUAUCCAUUGGUCAGUCAUACGAGGGGCGGGAAAUGAUCGCUCUCAAACUGUCCUACAAAACGG